UCCUGUAAACAAAGUAUACCUGAUGAAGACUUUUGAGUCGAAACGUUGUAUAUUUUUCAAAUAAAAUAAUUACAUUUUUAAAUCGAAACUGGAGUUGAUUUCUAUAUUCAAACUUACAUAACACAAUGGAGAAAUAUUCCUAGAAUUCAAAUUAUUAUAUUGACAAAAAAUCGAAUUCUAACACGGCAAAUUCAAUGAAAACACAUUUUUACAAGUGUUGAACAACUAUGAAGAUAUUGGGGAAUUUUCCGCAGAAUUGAAAACCGCUGAGAAUCCAAUUGAUUUUUGCCAAAUAUUGCCACAUCUCUUCUAUAUUUGGAACGCUUUGGGAAUAAUAUCUUUCGCGAGUGUUACGAACUAGUAUUGACUUCUAUCUGUUUGCCGUGAAGCAACUUAGUUAGACCCAGACAAGGAGAAGAAUCGUUAUUUGUCUUUCAGAAAGAUAAAAAAAUACAAGAAUUCAGUAUUUAUAGUGAAAGCUGAAGACAUGUUUGCGCCAUAGUGAAAGACGGAUUAAGAGCUUAUUUAAAUGAAUUGAAGAAUAAUAAUUUAAACACUGAAUUGGAAUUAAGCAACAUUUAUUCUGCAGAUGAUUUCGGAAUAAUUAAAAAAUAGUGUAAAUGUGAGACCAGAUAAUCACUAUGAAGUCAAACGGUGUACCACAGGACAUAAAAUCUCUCCCAACUCUGAUACAAAUCAAAGCUGCCAUUCCGACAUAUUUGUUCGAAACAAAUUUACUUUUUUCAUUAUAUUAUGUCGUCAAGGAUAUAGCACUUAUCAUUGGAUUAUGCGCGUCACUUAUGGUGUUAGAGUGGAUUCUACCGGCAAGUUGCAUGUGUAUUGUAUUGCCGAUUUACUGGUAUUUACAGGGUACAAUGUUGAUGGCCGUGUUUGUACUUGGUCAUGAUUGUGGUCAUGGUUCUUUCUCAAAGUAUGAAACGAUAAAUGACGUAUUUGGAACAGUGCUACAUUCAGUCGUCCUGACGCCAUAUUAUCCAUGGAAAAUAUCACAUAGAAACCACCAUAAACACACAGGGAAUAUUGACAAAGACGAAGUGUUCUAUCCAGUAAGGAAAGAGCAUGAAAACGGAAAUAACUUCGCUUACCUUUUUGGACUUGGCUUUGGCUGGUUUGUUUACCUAUGGAGAGGUUAUCACCCAAGAAACGUUUGCCAUUUAAACCCAUUGGAACCCAUGUUUAGUAACCAUGUAACCGGAUGUACGUUAUCUAUAGCGUCUUUGAUUUGUUGGGUCGGUUGUCUUUACAUCUACGCUUGCUCAUUUGGAUUGUGGGAAUUGCUCAAAUACUACUUCAUACCGGAAAUGGUAUUUGCAAGUUGGUUGCUCAUAGUAACAUUCCUUCACCACAUCGAAGAAAAAACUCCGUGGUAUUCAGACGACAAUUGGAAUUACGUGAAAGGUGCGUUGAGUUCGGUGGACCGAAAUUACGGUUGGGCUCAUGACGUCAUACACAACAUUGGAACCCAUCAGAUACAUCAUUUGUUCUCCAGAAUUCCCCAUUACAACUUAGAAGACGCCACACGUCACUUCCGGAAAAACUUUCCAGAACUUUCUCGAGUCAAAAACGAUAAGAUAUUCCCAACUUUAGUGCGUAUGUACAAAAAGUUCUCAAGUCAAUUUCGAAUAGGAAAUGAAACAAAGGUUCACGUGUACACGUAAUGUUAAUUAAUGCUUACUGUAGUAAAUUUUAUUGUUUGACUUAGUUUAGAUUUAAUCAAGUUUUCUUACCUUCUUUUCUUUUCCUUAAUAUUUUUAUCUAUUUCACUUUUUAAAUAGUAUUUUCGUAGGUAGAAAAAUUAUAAUAAACAGUAUAUUGUAAUUUAUAUUUUACAUAAAAUUCAUGUCCAUUAAGCAGUUUGUCGCUAGUGACAAUUAUUAUAUUCAUUCGUUUGAAUUUCAUUUUUUUUGCACUGUUUCAAUUUCUGUGAUACUGUAUUCAAUAGUAAUAAAAACAACAUUAUUAAAACGUCCCUAUAUAUGUGUGUCAAACCAUUUUGAAAUUUAGUCUGCAGCACUGUAUAUUAUUUGAAACAAAAAGUAUGCUUCUGCUGAUACUUCAAAGCUGGAUCUUAAUAUUAAAAUCAUCUAGCUAUAUCUCUGUUUUGACAGUUUUUCUUAACCAAUAAAACCAAAUAAAUCCCCUGAUAUCCAAAUUCACCAUAUUGCUUAUAGUAUAUACAGCUAUAUAUCUGUUGCAAAUAUUGUUUGAGUCAUUAAAAAAAGAAAAUUUCCAAAAUGCUUGUAUGAAAGACAUACUGCAGUUUAAGACCUCAAAAGGCAGAUAUGGUACUAUAAAAUAUAAUCUUGGAACUAAUGACAUAAUAAAAAGGCAUUAGAAGUAACACGCAAUGAUUGAUUACACUGUAAGUAGCACAUGGAGUUAAAAAUGCUUUGAACAAUCCUUUUAUUAGACAUGCAGUGAAUAUAAACGUCAACAACAAUAUAUGUGACUUUUGUUGUGAUGAUUAAACAAUCCAUUCACUGUUCAGCGGAAUAAAGUUCUUGCAUAUUA
This is a messenger RNA of Ruditapes philippinarum (Manila clam), 2532 nucleotides long. RefSeq lists its product as uncharacterized. The record is from RefSeq and is a predicted model, not a curated record. Gene Ontology annotation, biological process: lipid metabolic process. Gene Ontology annotation, molecular function: oxidoreductase activity. The coding region runs from base 642 to 1679 and encodes 345 amino acids. The transcript has 2 exons. NCBI's taxonomy places the organism in Eukaryota, Metazoa, Mollusca, Bivalvia, Venerida, Veneridae.